UCUCAUAGCAAAUUAAGGAGUUAACAACUUAAUUAAUUUGACCAUAUCACUAUUUAGGAGCUGGCAAACUCGUCGCAAAAACCAUGGCUAGAGGAUCAAGAGGAUCCCAACAAGAGAGGGGUGAUAGACUUGUACAACGCCAUACUCUCCAAUGACACUGACACAAUGCAGCGCCUUCUAGCUCCAGACCUGGAGUGGUGGUUCCACGGUCCACCGUGUCACCGCCACCACCUCGUUCCCCUCCUCACGGGCUCCUCGUCGAAGCCUUUAGUCCCUGAUCUCGUAGUUGGGUUUGGAUCAGUGACUAUUGCUGAAGGCUUCGACGAGAGCAACUUGGUGUGGUGGGUACAUGCAUGGACCACCACUGACGAAGGCAUCAUCACGGAGGUUAGAGAGUAUGUCAACACUUCCGUCACUGUCACCAAGCUCGGUUUGCAUGUGAACAACGAUGAUGUUGUUUCUGCCACGUGUCAGAGUGUCUGGCAGAGCAAGCUCUGCGAUGAGUCUGUUCCGGGACUCAUUCUUGCCAUCUAGCUAGUGAAGGUUCCAAUGAAGACUAUGUUUCUGAAGUUCACUGUGUGUUAGUGUAGUGUUGUUUUGUUCACUUGUUUGUGGCAUUUUUAUUCUGUAUUUUUUUUUCUUUAGGUUUGAAAUUAAAUGAUGUGAACGAUUAAAUAAAAUGUUAGUCGCUUAUAGUAA
This is a messenger RNA of Glycine soja, 699 nucleotides long. RefSeq names its product wound-induced protein 1-like. Bases 166 to 534 code for a protein of 122 amino acids. The record is from RefSeq and is a predicted model, not a curated record. The transcript has a single exon. NCBI's taxonomy places the organism in Eukaryota, Viridiplantae, Streptophyta, Magnoliopsida, Fabales, Fabaceae.